AUGUUUAUACUGAUAAUAAUUACUCUGUUGAGAAGUACUACAUGUGAGCAACAAAGAAUUUUCAAUAUUUCUGAACAAGCGCCUGUUGGGCAUAUAAUUGGCUAUUUUAACGGUACUCCUUCCGAUGGUAUCAAACCAAAUUUUUAUAUUGUUUAUCCGGACAAUAGUGGAGAAACCGAAAAAUAUUUGGCAGUGGAAGAAGUAAGUGGUGAGAUACGCGUUUUACGUGAGUUAGAUUAUGAACGUCGCACUUCCUACCACUUGAUCGCUGUACCCGUGGACAACCGCUCGCAUGGAGAAACAAUUCACGCCGUAGUAAAUGUCAUUGAUGAGAAUGAUAACACGCCAACAUUUCCUGCUUCUUCCAUCGAUGUGGCUAUUUCCGAAUUUGCUGCGCUAAAUUCGGAAAUUUCAUUACCACCGGCAGUGGAUAACGAUUCUCUUCCGCUGUCAGUGGUCAAAUACCAUAUCCUAUCCGGAAAUGUCAACAAUGCAUUUAAAUUGUCAAGUAAGCGAAUCAAUUCGAUGUUAUAUGUUGACUUGGUUGUGAAUGGACAGCUGGAUCGAGAAUAUCGCGGCCAAUAUGAGCUUCUCAUAGAAGCCUUGGAUGGAGGCAACCCACCAAAUAGCGGCAAGAUGCUCGUCAACGUGACAGUUCUGGAUGCGAACGAUAAUGCGCCAGAGUUUAGCCAAAACGGGUACAGUACCUUUAUCCCGUGGAAUGUGUCGAUGGGUUACGUGGUUGCGACGGUCCAUGCCACAGAUCCUGAUCUCGGAGAAAAUGCUCGAGUUGCUUACUCCAUUGCAAAGAGUCGUGCUGACCUGAAACUUCCAUUCCAAAUUGAUGGAGAAAAUGGCGUGGUACGAGUAAGCGAUCCGAAACUUCUUAUUUCUGGUUCAGUUUAUAAGCUUCUAAUUGUGGCCAGUGAUCAUGGACUACCUCAACCUCUUGAAUCUACAACUUUUCUAACUAUUACGAUUCAGAAGAAUAAUCAACCAGAACUUAUUUUCGAUAUCUUUUGGCUUACUGAUAGCAAUAAACCGGAAGUUUAUGAAAACGUUACAGUAGGACACGUUAUUGCUCGGAUUGCUGCACAAAAUGCACCUCAACAAAGUGAAUUAUCAGUAAGUGGAUGUGAUGCACUGUGCAUCAAAGAGACUGAUUCGUCGGGAGUUUACUUGGUACUUGUCUGCGGAUCCUUUGAUCGCGAACAAAAGUCUGAAUACAAUCUACUUUUUAUCAUCAGAUCCCAUGGGAAACAGUUGCUGGAAAUCCCAGUGUUCUUUGAGGUACGUGAUGUCAACGAUAAUGCACCCAAAUUUGAAAAAUCACUGUUCCAUAUAAAAUUUAAUCGAUCUGUAACACACUACAAAUUAGUUCGAAUUCAAGCAUCGGACCCGGAUAGUGGUGAAAAUGGUCAGAUACAUUACACUGUUUUGGAUAGUGAUCUAUUCGAAAUUGAUUCCGACACCGGUAUCCUGAAUUUCCACGAAAAUUUUGAUUGCUCACUCGAAGAGUAUCGUUUUCGCGUUCGUGCGGAAGAUUCCGGCAUUCCGCCACAAUCCUCCACAGUUGAUGUUAUUGCUGAAAUCAUUGAUGGCAAUAAUCGACCUCCUAUUUUUACAAAACCGUUGUACGAUGUGACCGUUAAGGAGGAUGCGGAACCGGGCACUUGCCUUCUCAAGAAUGUGACGCAAAUUCAAUUUUGUGUUGAGCCUUUGUUGUUUAUAAUACCUCAGCAAAUUUACAAUAUCCCAUCAUCAAUUAUUUAA
This is a messenger RNA of Acanthocheilonema viteae, 1773 nucleotides long. NCBI's taxonomy places the organism in Eukaryota, Metazoa, Nematoda, Chromadorea, Rhabditida, Onchocercidae. The record is from the annotation of a GenBank genome assembly.